CCUGAACAUCUUGUUGACGAACUUUUCGCAUGGCACACCCCGCAUGCAUCCUACUUGUGUAUAUAUGUCACUUGGGAAAGUACAGAUUACUAAACCAAAUUGUUGAAGUCACAAUGGACCAACAAUCUUUACUUCUCUCUUCAUGUUCUUUCUUCUUUGUCUUAGUUUUCCUCUAUACCAGGUUCUCAACCAGCAAAACACCUCUAAAAAACCCGCCACCUUCUCCUCCAAAGCUACCUAUAAUUGGAAACCUUCAUCAGAUCAACCAAGACCCGCACCUAGCACUGAGAUCUCUGGCUCAAAAAUAUGGUCCUGUCAUGCAACUCCACUUCGGAAGUGUUCCUGUUCUUGUUGUGUCCUCAGCUGAUGCAGCUAAGGAGAUCAUGAAGACCCAUGAUCUUGCUUUCGCGAACAGGCCUGACUCGACUAUCUGGAGCAGAAUCUUCUAUAAUGGCAAGGACGUGUCCUUUGCUCCGUAUAGUGAAUACUGGAGACAGGUGAAAAUGAUUUGUGUCACUCAGCUGCUGAGUAACAAAAGAGUGCGUUCAUUUCACAAUGUUAGGGAACAAGAAGUGGCCCUUUUAGUCCAAAAUAUUAAAGAUUCGAGAUCAAAAAUAAUUAAUUUGAGUGAGUUGUUUUCGACACAUCUAGGCAAUGUGGUGUCUAGGGUGGUCUUGGGAAGAAAAUAUGCUAUGACUACUAAAGAUGGUGUAGAAAAUUCAUUUCGGGAACUGUUUCAGAAUAUUGCUCAGUUGAUAGGCUAUUUCAGCUUUGGUGAUUAUAUUCCAUGGCUAUUCUGGGUCGAUUCUCUAACCGGGUUGAAGGGAAGGAUUGAGAAGGCAUUCUUCGAGGCUGAUGCGUUUCUUGAAGGUGUUGUCAGAGAUCACAGUGUUGCAUUGGAUAACGGGGCUUCAAGUGAUGACCUAUUGUACAAUUUGCUAGAGAUUCAGAAACAGGACAGCAAUCCUGAUUUUUCUAUCGAUAACGAGUCCAUUAAAGGACUAAUCUUGAAUAUGUUCUUUGAUGGAACUGAUUCGACGUCUAUAGUAUUAGAGUGGACUAUGGCAGCACUCUUACAAAAUCCAAACGUCAUGUGUAAAUUGCAAAAUGAAGUGAGGGAGAUAGGAAGGGGAAAAGCAACAAUAUCUGAGGAUGAUUUGGAGAAAAUGCACUACUUGAAAGCAGUGAUCAAGGAGAGUACACGGAUUUAUACUCCACUUCCGCUACUAGUUGCUAGACAAGCAAUGCAAGAUGCAAAGGUUAUGGGAUACGACAUUAAAGUCGGGACACAAGUACUGAUUAAUGCUUGGGCAAUCGCAAAAGACCCUGCUGUGUGGGAUAAGCCAGAGGAAUUCAUCCCUGAGAGAUUCUUGAACAGUCCUACUGAUUUUAAAGGCCUACAUUUUGAGUUAAUUCCGUUUGGAGCAGGGCGGAGGGGCUGCCCUGGAAUUCAAUAUGCCAUGGCCAUCAAUGAGCUCACAUUAGCAAACUUGGUGCACAUAUUUGAUUUUGCAUUGCCUGAUGGAAAGAGACUGGAAGAUCUGGACAUGGCUGCUGAGUCUGGCAUGACUCUCCAUAAAAAAUCUCCUCUGUUGGUGAUUGCAACACCGCGUGUCUAAUUAGCACUAUUCUUCGUAAAACAAGUCACGUUCAUCUCAUUGUUGGACGUCAAAAUAAAGUGAGGGAGAAGCUUUUUAUCUGUGCCCUUUUUCGUGCUUUAGCUAGAAGGGACAUCAAUGUGAUGCUUGGUGUUUAUUAAUCAAGUUUUGUUUUCGAUC
Messenger RNA from Daucus carota subsp. sativus, 1778 nucleotides. Its product is annotated as psoralen synthase-like. The record is from RefSeq and is a predicted model, not a curated record. The transcript is spliced from 2 exons. Gene Ontology annotation, molecular function: iron ion binding; oxidoreductase activity, acting on paired donors, with incorporation or reduction of molecular oxygen; monooxygenase activity. Lineage: Eukaryota; Viridiplantae; Streptophyta; Magnoliopsida; Apiales; Apiaceae. The coding region runs from base 30 to 1619 and encodes 529 amino acids.